AUGUUUUUAGCACGUCGUUUGAUAGUAAAGUCUAGCGUACUCUACAGCCAACCCUCUCUUGUCUGUCUGCGCAAAUACCAAGCUGCUGCUGGACCUGACGAACCUGUCAAUGACUUUGUGUAUGGAUACACAAGUGUACUCGCAGCUCUGGAAGCCAAAAAACGUCAAAGACUGAAGAAAGUAUUUUUGCAACAUGACGCAUUGAAUCCCUACACCAAGAAAAAAGACGAAUCAUUUCUCCAAAAGAUCAGAGAUGAAUGCAUUGCUCGAUCCAUUCCAACCGAGACUGUUGACAAAGGUACCCUGAAUAAUUUGACAGGCAACCGACCCCACCAGGGAAUUGUUCUCAAGGCUACUCAGCGCUAUACAGAGGGAAUUACUGGCCUCAAUUCGUUGGAGAAAGACGGUAGCUAUGAAGCCACCCCGGUUGCAACCAGAAGAAACAAGACACCGAUUGCCUUUACUGCACCAAAGGAUCGCCAACCAUUUUGGAUAGCAUUGGAUGAAGUACAAGAUCCACAGAACCUUGGGUCUAUUCUUAGAACUGCUCAUUUCUUUGGCGUAGACGGUGUACUGAUGUGUAGUAAGAACAGUGCUCCACUGAGCCCUACUGUUUCAAAAGUGAGUGCAGGUGCCAUGGAAGUUAUGAACAUUUAUUCCACAAACAAUCUUGGUAAAUUUCUAAAGGCUUCUUCGGAUAACGGAUGGCAUAUUGUUGGUGCUGUAGGAGAUCCAUCUAUCGCAGCGACCAAAAGCACAAAUACAACCGCCACCGCAACUACAGACACAACUACAACCACAACUGUUCAAGAACCACGACCACAACAGCAAUACAAUCAAACAUAUUAUGAUAUAUGUACGCUUAAAAAGACUUUGAACGACCCAUCAUCUGAGACCGGACAAAAACCAAUGGUCUUGGUAUUCGGUAAUGAAGGAAACGGACUACGAACAAUGAUCAAAGCCUCCUGUCACUCGUUUGUCACUAUUCCUCGCCAAGCCUCUCAUCUACCAUCCUUCAAAGGAGAAGUCGACAGUUUGAAUGUUGGUGUGGCAGUUGGUGUACUCAUCUCUAGUCUUUUACUAAAUUUUUAA
This is a messenger RNA of Phycomyces blakesleeanus NRRL 1555(-), 1092 nucleotides long. RefSeq lists its product as hypothetical. Gene Ontology annotation, cellular component: mitochondrion. Bases 1 to 1092 code for a protein of 363 amino acids. The record is from RefSeq and is a predicted model, not a curated record. The transcript is spliced from 7 exons. Gene Ontology annotation, biological process: rRNA methylation. Lineage: Eukaryota; Fungi; Mucoromycota; Mucoromycetes; Mucorales; Phycomycetaceae. Gene Ontology annotation, molecular function: RNA binding; RNA methyltransferase activity.